This is a messenger RNA of Symbiodinium sp. CCMP2592, 549 nucleotides long. Lineage: Eukaryota; Dinophyceae; Suessiales; Symbiodiniaceae. The record is from the annotation of a GenBank genome assembly.
AUGGUGAGAAAAUACUACUCGAUAAGCUGCGCGGCGGUCUCCAUGAACGAUGUCAGAGUGAGACAGGCCAUACUGGAAGACGGCAGCAAAUGCACAAUCAAUGGAAUCAAGAUCGGAAUCAAGCCGUACACGAACAAGGAGACCAAGGAGGAGGUGCCUACAGACUUGUUCUUGUCGUGGAGCAAGCAGGUUGGGUGCAGAACCUGCAACUUCGUGCGCAAGAAUCGAAGGUUCUUCGACAGCAAGCACAAGGAGAUCACCAGCGGGUGGAAGGCAGCUGAAGAGGACUGGUAUCGUGCUGAGGAGAAGCUGCGCGCUGAAGAGCAGGAGCGUCGGCAGCAGGAGCAAGUCCUCAGAAAGAGGACGGAGCAGCCGGCAACCCAGAUCUGCAGUUGCAGAUUCUGCAGCUCCUGUCCUGUUUCGCAGUGUCGGAUUGCAAGGCUACGGCGCUUUGAAGAACAGCAGCCAAUCCCGCCGCCGGAGCCCUUUCAGGCCCCGUGGCAGGGGGAUUGCUGCUUGCUCUCUAGUUUCCAUCUCCUGCACAGGUAG